GGAAAUGUUGAUAUUGGUUUUAACACACUUUCUCCGCAGCUUUAUACACAGUAAUAUGAUUUUUUUAAAGUAUUUUUAAAGGAUCGACAUUUUCCAAACUCGCUGCACAUUCUUCAUUUUGAGACCCAAGAAACCCGAUCCAAGCGUGAUGACGCAGGCGCGGACGGUGUCCGCCGCGUGCCACUCUCGCGCUCUCGCGUUUCCUUUCUUCAGUGCGGAGCGCGGGGCUGCAGACAUGGAGGAGCUGAGCGCCGUGGGAGAGCAGGUCUUCGACGCCGAGUGCAUCCUCAACAAAAGGCUCCGAAAGGGGAAGUUGGAAUAUCUGGUGAAGUGGCGAGGAUGGUCGUCCAAGCACAAUAGCUGGGAGCCACAGGAGAAUCUGCUUGACCCAAGGCUGCUGGCGGCAUUUAACAAGAGGGAGCAGGAACGGGAGCUGCUGCUCCGGAAGAAGGGAAAACGGCCUCGUGGAAGACCUCGGAAAAUCAUGAAAACUCCUACUCUCUCCAAAACAAGCAGCUCCUCGUCCUCGUCCUCUACAUCCGGAUCGUCCUCCACUUCCACCUCCUCGUCCUCUUCGUCCGAAGACGAUGAUGACGAGGACGAAGACGACGACGACGACGAGGUGGGCGGAGACCGGAAGCGGAAGCCGAGCCCCCGGGCGAGGGAGCUGCACCCUGUGCCCCAGAAGAAGGCCCAGAUCGUGGUGGCUAAGCCAGGCCCUCCCACCAAGAGGCGGGGCAGGAGGCCCCUGGCGCCGGAGCUGAAGGCCCAGCGGCAGAUCCAGGCCAAGGGCCCGCGGAAGCUGGCCAAGCACACGGCCAAAGACUCACUGGCCGAGCUGCGCGCCAGCAUUAAAAAGCCCCUGAUGCCUGCCAGCUUCACCUACACAGGGCUGAGCAGGGCAGCCGGCAGGGAGCCCAUCGCCACGCACAACAGAGGGUCCUUUGGACCCGGCGCGCCCCCGAGGAGCGGGCCGGGGGUGGGCCGGCCCGCCGGCCCCACCUCCGUGCUCGGGCGGCCAUUGCAAGGGAAGAGCGCAGCGGAUUUAAAGCUGUCCGUCUCAGACGUGGGGGGCAGAUCUGGAGGAGGAGCAGGGCUGGAUUUAAAGACAGCGGCAUGCAAGUCUCCGGGAGUGGCGUCGCUGAGCUUGCACGGCACGAAGUUCGCAGCCGGCAGUCCCAACGGACAGGCAGCAGGGGGCGCUCCUACCUGGAUGAAAAAGAUGGAAGCUCCGGCACAGAGCCUCCCGCAGCGGCCGGCGACCUCCAGACCCUCCGCAUCCUCCCUGUCUCCGGCGAAAAGCCCCAGCAACCAGGCUGCCGGUCUGCAGCACGCCAGAGUUCCCGCCGCCAGCAAAGUGCCACAGGGGGGUGACACCCACACGGGCUCCGGCCUCCGAGUUCCGGAAGGCGGGGUAAAAAAAGGCCCGUCGCAGGAAAAAAGCGCCCUGACCGGUGCCGAGAGCCAGGGGGGCGGGGCGGCACCGGGGCGGCCAGGUCGGCCGGGGACGGACAGGGUGAAGGCGGAGGAGGCCAGCAGCCCCGCGGACAGGAUGGGCAGGGCGGCCCAGGCCAGGCCGCACAAAGGCCCCACCCCCGACACGCCACGGGACAGGAACGGCAGCAAGGUGGGGAAGGCGCCGAGCGGGACGAGCACCGGCGAGGAGGGAAGCAGCUCGGAGUCGGAGCAGGAGUCGCCGUAUCCCAGCGACAGGCAGGACGUGUCGGUGGGCGUGCAGACUGGCCCAGACUGGAGACCCACGCGCAGCCUGAUCGAACACGUGUUCGUCACCGAUGUCACCGCCAACCUCGUCACGGUAACCGUGAAGGAGUCGCCCACCAGCGUGGGCUUCUUCAGCAUCCGGAAUUACUGACGCCCUUCCGGAAGCUUCUCUCUGGAGCGACGGGAGUAGAGCGGAAGUGCCUGGCUUCGGGGAGGGAUCUGGGCCUUUUGGUUCUUGAAGGUCGAGUCCAGAAACGCCCUGCCAGCGUCUCCUGGAUUCCAUAAUCUAAACAGUCUUUUUUUUAUGUUCUUCUUCUUGGUUUUUCCAACUUACUUGCGCCGUCUUAACCGGUCAUUCUCUGGAUGCAGGAGACUGGAUGACACAGGAGUCAGUCAGGACCAUGCUCUCUGCGGGCGUCUCCAGUAAGGUGCUAGCUACGUGGUGCUUCAAUCCUCGAGAUUCACAGCGUCCGUUUUUUUUUUUAACGCCAUGACCAAGGUGUCUUCCGGGGCGUCGCCUGUCGACCGCCCCGCCAUCCUGAGGUCCAGCCGUUACAGCGGAUGCGGCAGUGUUGUUUACAAGAACCCAAAACUACAAACGAAGAAAACUGUAAACGUAUCCAAAGUCUUUUGGUUUGUUUGUUCGACUCCUCAUCAGGUUGUAAGCCAAGCUCGUCGGUGUGUGUUAGUGUUUGCCUUACUAGAGUUCUAAGCCACGGGUGUGACAGCCAAGGUUAGUGUUCUGUCCCGGUUAUCCAAUGGCUUUUCUGGAGAGCACACAGACUUCCCAGUCCUUAUUUAUUUCUUAUUGUCUUUUUUUUUUAGAUAAAACCUUACAAAAACAGUAAAGAUUGUUUUUAUGCUGUUCCUUUUAAAUCAGACUUGCAUGAAGCGUGAAGUUCUGACGUGACAAAAUCUGGUUCCUUCUGCUUGAUGGUGAAAGAUGUCUGUGACUAAGGAAUUUGUCCUGUUCUUUCCAAACGUCUUUUUCCAUUUAGUUUUUUAAGCUCUAUGAUUGUAAUUAAGAUUGUAAUCUGUUUGGGCGGGUUCAGGUUGUUCCAAUCUCAAAGUGCCUUCUUCUGCUUUCAGCCAAUGAGGUGCUUACCUUGCCGUGGUUCAUGGACUUUAUCGUGGGAGACGUUCUCUGCUCCGGUUGUUAUGUACACUACCAUUCUAAAGUCAGGAAUCCCACCUCACAAAAAAUAGCUAUACAACAUAAACCUAAGUAAUAGAAACACCCCAAAAGGUAUUUGUAGAGGUUUUAUUUAGCAUUUCGAGUAUUGGGGGGGGGGGGGGGGGGGGUUA
This is a messenger RNA of Electrophorus electricus (electric eel), 3027 nucleotides long. It is a transcript of the gene cbx2, whose product is annotated as chromobox homolog 2 (Drosophila Pc class). Gene Ontology annotation, cellular component: PRC1 complex; heterochromatin. Lineage: Eukaryota; Metazoa; Chordata; Actinopteri; Gymnotiformes; Gymnotidae. The record is from RefSeq and is a predicted model, not a curated record. Gene Ontology annotation, biological process: negative regulation of transcription by RNA polymerase II.